GUCAACUCGGGCCGCAUACCACGGUGGCGCGUCUUUCUCGAACGUGGCCAGUAAAACACGUAAUUGCUUUCAAUUCGAUCCACGCGCACGUUUCAUAUUCUCGUCAUAUUCGUUAUCAGUGUAUUAACAAAAUUUCUUGAAGAGUGCUCUGUGACAUUUGUGUUUAUCGUGUUCUGAAGCUAGCCAGCUAAGCAAACGAUCGAACAAGUAACCACGAUGUUCAAAGAUUUUGAGCGUGGCUUUGAAAUCCGAACGAUCGUUCGUAGAUCGGAUCAGAGUGGCCGAUGAAAGAAGAAGAAGAUCGUUGAAAUACUUUGAUAUAUCAGGUGGUCAGAAAAUAAUCAUGGAGAGUGUCCUCGAAUAAUCUUGAAGAUUACACCUAUGAUCAAUACCUGUACGACGAUCUUAAAACUUGAUCUAGAUAAUUUCUUCCUUCUCUUUCUCUUUCUAUUACAUUAACUUAACGAACGAAAGAAACUACGUCUUUCGUAGCUCUGUCCGCUUGGCAACUUAAAUGAUACGUUUACAACGAUCAAUUUCGUCGAUCCUUUUGAUCUUUGAGAUUGUCGAUGAUCGCUGAUAAGAUAUUGAUAUCUAAUUAAUAUUUUAAUCUUUGGUAAUUCCUCCAAAUGGAAAAAGUUCGUGCAAGUUUGAUAGUUAUUUGCAAACCACUUUUGUAUACCUUUCCGAUCGAUAGCUAUACCUGAACCGUGGGAUACAAAUUGAAACAGGUGGAGGUCGGUCUGUAGGGUAUAACUUUUUUUCGUUGUUGUUGUCUUGAGAGAAAGUCGGACCCAAGUUGAAAAUACUCCCAACGACGUAUCUUGAAUCGUUUCAAAUCGUUGUUGUUGUUGUUGUUGUUGUUGUUGUUGUUGUUGUUGUUGUUGUUGUUAUCGCAUUAAUGUCAAUGUACUCCUGGUUUAAGCUCGUUCUCAAUUAUUAAUAUUAUAUAUGGAUAUAUCGGAUAUUGUUUUAAAUGAUUUAAAAAAAAUAAACGUGAUAAUCGUGAUUAUAGAUUAAAAUGAACAACAAUUUUCUUGUUCUAUCUUUAUUUGAUAAUAAAUGUAUAUUUAUCGAUCCGUAAAACGAAAGUAUUAAUCAUUAAGCAUUAUAGACGUAUAUCUAUCGAUUUCGUUAGUCAGCCAUAGAAACACGUUUGCUAUUUUAUUUUCUUUUAUUUUUCUUUUAUUUUCUCAUUUAUUUUUAUUUUUAUUUUUUUUUUAUUUUUUUCAUUUAUUUAGAUUAAUUAAACAUUAAUGCUUAUGUAACUUUAAUUUAAUCGGACUAAUAGAAAAAAAAAAAGUUAGUAAAAUAUUUAAGAUUAAGAUUAGAACGUCUAGAAGAUGAAUGUUUAAUCGUGCGUAAAACGAAAUCCACCAAGGUUUUACAGUUUGAUCGUAAUAAUUUAUCACAGUAUAAAGAUAGCUACUAUAGUAUCGUAUACGUCGAGAUAUUGAUAUUCCUUGGACAAAGCGAAAACACAUCAAUAUUCUUAUUCGUCUACGUAAGAAUAUAAUUGUAACGAACAUUGACAAUAAGAAUGAUACUUUCCAGAGAACAACGCCGGAUGUCUAUCUUCGGUAGUAGACCGUUAUCUGAACGAGCAAUCGUUGAGACUCGAUAAGAGUUAAUAACGAUUUAAAAAGAGAAAAAAGAGAGAGAGAGAGAGGGAGAGAGAGAGAGAGAGAGAGAGAGAAAGAGAGAAGGAAAAAAAAAACUUCAUUAUAUCGAGUUCUUUACGAAACAAGCAGUAUGGCCUUGGCAAAGAUCAGGAGUUUUAUCGACAAUGGCUUGAAAACUGUGUCGACGCCUUUGGAUCGUACCGUCAACUUAGAACCGGAAGUAGGCGUCAGAAUCAUCCAUUCGCCAAAUGAAAAAACUCUCUGCGUAACCGUCAUUGGUGCAAGACACUUACCGCAAAAUUUUGGCUUCACCAGAGUCAACAGUUACGUCGUCAAGGUGAAGCUAAUACCAAGUAAAGAAAAAUUCGAGACAACUUCGAAAAACGAAUCGUGGCCUCAAUGGAACGAGGAAUUCACUUUUCAUUUACGAAAAGAGACAAAGAUCAAGUUUGGUAAGUCGAAGGUCGUAGAGGAAGAAAUAAAUGGCUCGAAAUUCAUCGUAGUCACGCUCUAUGCCAUUCUCGAAGACAAACCGUUGAUAGCAACGGAAAAGAAAGAAGCUGAUAAAGAGAAAAAUUCGUCACCUGCUAAAGACAGCGGAAAAAAGGGUGGUAAAAAGGGACAGGAGGGAUCAUCGAAUGAUCAUCAGGAUUCCUCUAAGAGUAAGAUAUUUGGUCAGUUUUUUAGUACAGGACAGGAUAAAAAUUCAGACGCUCAAAUCAACGAAAGGAAAAUCUUCGACAAAAGACGAACCGUCGGUGCAACCACGAUAUCUCUAGAUUUGAAAAACUUUAUAAUAAAACCACCAAAAUCGAAGCACGCUAGUGACGUAUCAACUGGUGACUUGUGGAGACCUCUCAGACCGAUUAGCAGUGGCAUUUCUAUUACCGACGAUAAAAAAGAAAGUAAAAAGGGCAAAAUCGAGUUGUCCCUUUGCCUUGAAAAAACAGAUAAAAAGGAUGAUAACUGUGGACUCCUCGUGUUAUGUCUUCAUCGUCUGAGAUGUUCAAUACAGACAAUGCACGAACACGAAGUAUUGAAGGGACAGAUGUACCUGAAAAUGUCGGUCAUUGAGAGCGGCAGGAUAACACAUUUUUGGAAGAGCGAUCGUUUUGCACCUUGCGUUUCGAUGAAAUUUUCACCUGACAUGGCUAGGGUCACCGCAGAAAAUCCUUAUCAGGGUGCUCUCAAGGAUGUGAGCUUCGUCAUAAAAUACGUUUCGAAAAAUAAAAUGGGUAAGAAAACGACAGUCGGUCAUUUUGCUAUCGGACCCGACGUUGGUGGCCCUUAUGGCGAACAAUGGAAACAGGCUCUGGCAAAACCAGGACAGCAGAUAACGAAAUGGCAAUCAUUCGAGUAAUAAUGCAUUCGUCCGAAUAUAAGUUUUUUUCGUUCCAUUAUGUUCUCACUUGCCGGAGAUAAAUGUUCUUUUGGUAUUAAUAGGAAAAAAGAAAAAAAAAAAAAAAGAAAAAAAAAAAAAAAAGAAUUGUCGAUAUAACCGAUACGAAUACGAAAUGUCUAUUUUAAUAUACUGAAAAUAUUAACCGUCCACUAAAAAUAUAAUGUUUAAUAAAAAGAAUUAGAUUAAGUUUGUUCUGGUGACAGUAAAGGCUGACUGAUAUAUUUUCUACAGAAAUCAGAAUUUAAAUAAUAGAAUACUCUUGCUGUGA
Molecule: messenger RNA, 3292 nt
Organism: Vespa crabro (European hornet)
Lineage: Eukaryota; Metazoa; Arthropoda; Insecta; Hymenoptera; Vespidae
Exons: 4
Coding region: 1753-2982 (409 amino acids)
Biological process (GO): regulation of dopamine secretion; regulation of calcium ion-dependent exocytosis; synaptic vesicle endocytosis
Cellular component (GO): dense core granule; axon; synaptic vesicle membrane
Molecular function (GO): calcium-dependent phospholipid binding; phosphatidylserine binding; calcium ion binding
Source: RefSeq, a predicted model, not a curated record